AUGGAGCAAAAAAAGAAAAUUGAUGUCAUUUUAAAUAAGAAGAAUAAUCUUAAAAUUAUUAUAACGGGAAUUGAUGAAUUGAAAGAUUUGGAUAUUAACAAUACCGAACACUACAAGCGAAUAAACAUAGAACCAUCAUUAGAAGAUGAGGAUUAUGAAGUUUUUGGAUCAGUUAUUUCGAAAGAUAAUUUAAGAUUAGAGGAUUUUUUAGUCACAUUUGGAUUAUAUGACAUUAAUGGAUUUUCUACAAUGAUAAAAACUUUAAAGAAUACAAAUACUGAUAUUACGGAAUGUUAUAUUUUGUGGAUGGUUAUUGGAAAUCCUUCAAAAUUAUCAGUUUUUAGCCCUAGGAAUCGAGAGUUUCAAGUUGAUUGUAUUAAAGAGUCUAUAACAUUACAAUCUAAUAAUUCUUACUACCCAGUUAAAACUUCUUAUGAACUAUCUGAAGGAUGUACGAUUUCUGUAAAUGCACAUUGUUCAACAGCAAAUUAUGAGCCUAUAAAUAUUAAAAUUAAAAUGGCUGGUUGGUCGGAAGAUUGCAUUUAUUUUCAAAUAAUCGAAACAAAUUUAGAUAGUUCUGAUAUAAUUUCUGAUCAACUUACAAGUAUUGAAAUUAUUAUAUGUGUUUUAUAUUCAAAUUACGAAAAUUUGAAGAUUGAUAAUAGGAAAGUAGAAAAUUCUCUUGAUUCAAUUGGCUGCAUUUUAACUGAAAGUACAAAAGUUAUUCCCUUUUUACCUUUAAUUUCCGAAAUCAGUAAUAGUUGCAAUGAAACUAUUGGGUUGUUAAAACAACGAGUGGAUGUUGUAGAUUCGGCUGUGCGUGAUCUUAAAAAAGAUAAACAAGGAUUUUUCGAUCAUAAGAAUCAUAUUUAUUUACAAAAUUUAGUUAAAGUUACAACACAAAUUAAAAAUUUUAUGACAGAAAUUUCUCAAAUGAAAACUUUGUUAAAGUAUAUCAAAGCGAAAAGUAUAGAAGAAACUUUUAAAGAUUUAUGUGAAGAAUUUGAUAAUUGUAUUAAUUCAUUGGCUUUUACUAACACAAAUAAAAAUUCUGAUAAGCUUGAACAAUUAAAAGCUGAUCAAGAAGAUUUAACUAAGGUAAGUAAAAAAUUGAAUCUUAUGAAAUAA
Messenger RNA from Rhizophagus irregularis DAOM 181602=DAOM 197198, 1128 nucleotides. Lineage: Eukaryota; Fungi; Glomeromycota; Glomeromycetes; Glomerales; Glomeraceae. The record is from RefSeq and is a predicted model, not a curated record.